This is a messenger RNA of Symbiodinium sp. CCMP2592, 2925 nucleotides long. The record is from the annotation of a GenBank genome assembly. Lineage: Eukaryota; Dinophyceae; Suessiales; Symbiodiniaceae.
AUGGUCCGGAGUCAGGUUCAGUAUACGACCCGUGGCAUUGGCGAGAUCACUCGGCCUGAACGUGAUGUAUCUCUGCUGGAGAUCGGGGGGGUCGAGCUCACAUGCGACAACAUCGAGGCUGGCUUCAGGACCAUCGAACCUUUGUCCUGGCAAGACUUCCUUAGUCAAGAUGAGGGUAACUCUACCGACUAUGCACCGGGGAUCUCGAAUAAGAUUGUGACCACGGCGGGCCACCAGCUGGGGAAAGUGAUGGGGACUGGAUUCUCCGUGUCGGUGUUGCUGGUGAUGAUCCUGUCAAAGAAUGCGGCGAUGCCUGCUGUUCUCCCGUCGUUGCUUGACAUGAACCAAUUGGUGAGCGUCGAUGUCUUUUCGGUGUUUGACUCGAAUCGCAUCAGGAAUGAAUUCUUGUCCAUCAUCGACCACGCGACCACCUUCCACUUAGUCGCUGAGUUGGAGGGUCACUCCGGGGACGAUUUCUGCAGGCAGUUCACUCAAGUUUGGGGGAAUGUCUUUGGUGCGCCGGGGACAAUUUCUGCUGAUCUUGAAUCGGGUUUGCAGGUUGGAGUGUCCAAGUACGCCGAGUUCCAUGGUUGCAAAUUGAGAUCUUCAGCAGGACAAGCUCACUGGCAGCAGGGGGUGAUUGAGAGGCACGGUUGGUGGUAUCAGGAGAUCUUGCAACGGGUCAUCGAUGAGAAGUCCAUCACCGCCGAUGAUAUGUACAUGGCGGUACAAGCUGUGAAUAGCGCGAAGAAUGAAUUGCGACGUAGGCACGGAUUCUCUCCUUCACAAGCUGUAUUCGGCAAAGAUCCCCGUACCCCAGAAGAACUCUGUUCAGGAGUUGAUGAGGAGCGCUUCAUCGAGAUCUUGUCACAGGACAGUCGUCGCCAACGAGAGGUCAGUGUACGGGCUGCGGCUAAGAUGGCAUUCUUCAGAACCCAGAUGGAUACGAAGUUCAGAAGGGCUUUGAUUCAAAGAUCCAGGGUUAAGCGUGGAGGUUAUGCUGUUGGAGAGAUGGUCUGCUUCUAUCGCAUCGAGAAGGUGGCCACAAAGCGUGGGCAAUGGAGAGGUCCCGGCACUAUCAAAGGGCACGAAGGGGGCAAUUGGUGGAUAUCUUUCGGGGGCAGAUGUCAUCUAGUAGCAGAAGAACAUUUGAGACCAGCUACUUCAGAGGAGCUUGGGGAAAUCUUCUCGACGAGAAUCGCACGAGAUGAUCUAGAACGGCUUCUCAACCUUGACCCAGAUGAUCCCGAGACCUACCAGCCACCCGAACAUGAGUCUCAGCAUGAUGGUAGCUCCCACCAAGAACCUCCACCGCCGCUCGAGGAUAUGGAUCUGGACGAUAUCGGUUGGUCUGGACCCGAGGACGAGAGCAUGAACAUCCCACUCGAGCUUGAGGGCGAGGACGCUCAGGACAGCGGGGUUUUGACUGAAGAGGGCCAAAGGGUCCAGUCUGCGAACAUGUUGAAGAAGUGCAAAACCGAUCGAUCACUUGAGAAACAGUUGGAGAAAGAACUUCCUUGGCUUGUGAUCGCUGGACACAAAGAUCCAGACAUCUGUCAUCUAGAGACGGAUGCUCCUACCAUUCAGAGGCUCACGAUCCUCACGUUGUUUCAGGUGUUGGCUAGCAAGAGGACAAAGGCCGAUUGGGUCGCCGCCGCAGGUGAUAUCACUGCAGCCUUUCUGAACGGUGAUGUCAUGGAGCGCGAGCUCUACUUGAGGAGAUGGUGGAAACGAUUGAAGCGCGAGAUGCUUGAUAUCUUGAUCUCCUACGGAGGACAGGAUCUUCACUUUGUGCAGUGCCCACUUGAUCCAUGCCUUUUUCAGCUUGUUGGGGAUAACUCCUCUGUGCCACUCGCCUAUGUCGGGGUUCACGUGGAUGAUCUGUUAGUUGUGGGUCCCAGGGAUUUGGUUGAAGCGGUCAAAUCCAAGCUUUCCGAGAAGUUCCCCGUUGAUGAGUGGGAGACGGAUCAGUUCGAUUACAUCGGCUCACAUGUGACGGUAUCCGAUGACGGGGUGCGAAUCACACAGGAGUCCUAUGCCAGUUCUAGACUUUUUGAAGUCGAUUUGGUUAAGGGACAAGACGAGCUUGAGGUUGCUAGUCUCGAACAGAAGAUUGACAAUCAGUCCUUAAUUGGUGCUUUGUCAUGGUUGAGUGCGCAGACACGUCCCGACUUGCAAUGCGGUGUAUCGCUCGCCCAGCAGCUCCAAAAGAGUCCCCUCGUUGAAGAUAUAAAGUUUACGAACCAAUUGGCCAGAAGAGCUUGGGAACAUCGUGACCAGGGGAUCCUAUUGAGGCCUCUUGACCUCACCACUCUUGAGUACAUUAUUUUUCAUGACUCAGCCUGGGCCAAUGCUAUGCUUGAUGGGGAACCUGGGUUUACGCUGAGUGAGGAAGACCACAUGAAUGGGAUCAUGCAGGGCACUCCGUUCGAUAAGAAGGCUAGCAAAGCUAAGAAAGAGAACUUGAAGGUGGCAAGCCAGAUGGGGAUCCUCAUUGCGCUGACGGAUGCCGAUGGUUUUGCUGCGGGAAAGAGUGCUAUGAGUAUCCUUGAUUGGAAAUCAUCUGCCAAUCCCAGAGUCUGUAGAUCAACCUUUGCAGCCGAGACGACCGCCUGUUCUGAGGCCAUCGAGAUGGGACAAUACGUUAGAUCCUUUGUGGAGACCGUUCUUACUGGACAGUUAUGCAGAGUUGAGAGUCUUUCCGGUAAGAAACUGAAGUGCAUAUCAGACUGCAAGUCUUUGUACGACCAUCUUCACCGAGAAGGAGUCCCACGAGUCCCCUCAGACAAACGGCUAGCUCCGCUCUUUUGGGUGCCGACGAGCUUCCAAUUAGCCGACAUCCUGACAAAGCCCAAAUGCUCUAAGUCUUGGUGGGCAACCGUGAAUGGAAUGAUCGAGCUUCCCUUCGUGAAGCCAAACCUGUGA